AUGGCGAGAAAGCUCAGUGUAUUGGAAGUCCUUCUGAUCACUUGCAAUAUAGUUGCUUUGGCAGUAGACAUCCUUUUGUUGCUUCUUGUGCUGGAGGACCCUUCAGGUAAGGAUGAUGGUUCAUUGACUCCCGAUUGUCCAAACAUCGCUGAGUCAGAAAGAAUAGACUGUGCGCCCGGACAGGCGGUGACAGAGGAUGUCUGCCGAUGGCAGCACAAAUGCUGUUGGAAGCCAGCGGCAGAUCCGAAAGCCCCUGCGUGCUUCUUCCCUAGGAACUGGGGUUAUGAAGUCAGCAAUGUCCGUACAAAUACAAGCACAGGGUUGACUGCUCAGUUGAAAAUAUUGCCAUCUCCCUCUCUUUUUGGAAAUGAUAUUGCUGAUGCCCUCUUCACAGCUGAAUACCAGACAUCCAAUCGUUUCCAUUUUAAGAUCACGGAUUUCAAUGAGAUGCGCUAUGAGGUACCUCAUGAGAAUGCCAACCUCUUGAAUGGGACUGCUGAGAAGUCCCUUUUGAACUACUACGUAGAGGUCAUCAAUAAGCCCUUCAGCAUCCGAAUAGUGCGGAAGAGCAACAAAAGAGUCUUGUUAGACACAGGCAUUGGGCCCCUCCAGUUUGCACAGCAGUACUUGCAGCUGUCUUUCCGACUGCCCAGCUCCAAUGUGUAUGGGCUGGGGGAACACGUGCACCAGCAAUACCGUCACAACAUGAGCUGGAACACCUGGCCCAUCUUCACCAGAGAUGCAACUCCCACAGAGGGCAUGGCUAACCUGUACGGAGCACACACCUUCUUCUUGUGCCUUGAAGAUACCAGUGGAGCUUCUUUUGGAGUUUUUCUGAUGAACAGCAAUGCUAUGGAGGUCACUCUUCAGCCUGCUCCUGCCAUCACUUACCGUACAACUGGGGGCGUUCUUGACUUUUACAUCUUGCUGGGAAACACACCAGAGCAAGUAGUUCAGGAGUAUCUGGAAGUUGUUGGACGACCAUUCUUGCCUUCAUACUGGAGCCUUGGUUUCCAGCUCAGCCGCAGGGACUAUGGUGGCCUUGAUGGGUUGAGAGAGGUUGUACAUCGAAACCGUGAUGCUCAGAUCCCUUAUGAUGUGCAGUACUCAGACAUAGACUACAUGGAUGGAAGGAAAGACUUCACUAUUGAUGAGCAGGCUUACCCGCAGCUGGCGGAUUUUGCUAAGGACCUGCAUAACAAUGAACAGAAAUAUGUAAUUAUUCUGAACCCUGGCAUCUUCAAGGACCUUAACUAUAAGGUCUACAACAAUGGAAGCAAGAGCAGAGUGUGGAUCAUGAGCUCCAGUGGCUUUGCUGUUGGGGAGGGCUAUCCAGGACAGUCAGUAUUUCCUGACUUUACCAAUCCAGCCUCGACUCUGUGGUGGACCAGGCAGCUCACUGAAUUUUAUAGCCUUCUGGAGUUUGAUGGUGUGUGGAUUGAAAUGGAUGAACUAUCUACACUUCUCCAAGGUCUCAAUCACAAGUGCGAAUCAAACAACUUGAACUUUCCUCCUUUCACUCCCAGUGUCCUGAAUGGCUCACUGUUGGUGGGAACCCUCUGCAUGGACACAGAGUUUCAUUCUGGCCUGCACUAUGAUGUCCACAGCCUGUAUGGCUACACCAUGUCAAGAGCCACAGACUUGGCCCUGGAAACUGUCUUCUCUUCCAAGAGGAGCUUCAUCUUAUCACGUUCUACUUUUGCUGGGUCUGGCAAGUUUGCGGCUCAUUGGCUGGGAAACAAUGCUGCCACCUGGGAUGAUCUCCGAUGGUCCAUCCCCAGCAUCCUUGAGUUUAACCUAUUUGGCAUCCCCAUGGUAGGGGCAAACAUCUGUGGCUACAGAAACAAUGUCACAGAGGAACUCUGCAGAAGGUGGAUGCAACUUGGAGCAUUUUACCCACUGUCCAGGAAUCACAAUGGUCCUACCUACAGGGAUCAGGACCCUGCUGCCUUUGGUUCUAACUCUCUGCUGUUGGAAUCCUCAAGACAUUAUCUGAACAUCCGUUAUACUUUACUGCCCUACCUCUACACCCUCUUCUACCGGGCUCACACAUUUGGGGAGACAGUAGCAAGGCCCUUGGUACAUGAGUUCUAUCAGGACCAAGCCACAUGGGAGGUGCAUGAACAGUUCUUAUGGGGGCCUGGACUCCUUAUCACACCUGUGUUGUAUGAAGGCAUGGACCAAGUGAGAGCCUAUAUCCCAGAUGCCAUUUGGUACAACUAUGAGACUGAACUGGCCAUCGAAUGGAGGAAACAAUUCGUAGACAUGUCACUACCAGGUGACAGGAUAGGGCUUCACCUUCGAGGCGGCUACAUAUUUCCCACCCAACAGCCAAACACAACCACAGAGUCCAGCCGGAAGAAUCCCUUGGGACUCAUCGUUGCCUUGGACUACAAGCGAGAAGCAAAGGGCCAGUUGUACUGGGAUGAUGGUGUGUCUAAAGGCACUGUGUUAGAAAGGAAGUACAUUCUGUAUGAUUUUUCUGUGACAUCCAAUCAUUUACAGGCAAAAAUAAUAAAUAAUAAUUACGUGGAUCCCAAUGAUCUCAUGUUCACCGACAUCAGAAUCUUGGGAAUGGAUAAAGAGCCAACUGGUCUUAAUGUCUUAUUUAAUAACAAUGCCAUCCCCAUUUUAAGCUACAACUACAAUGCUUCAACAAAGGUGUUGGUCAUCGAUAAUCUCACAGGACUGAAACUGGGACAAGAAUUCACCAUUGAGUGGACUCUUCUGGUCAGUGACCUGGAGAAGUUUAACUGCUUCCCCGAGGAUCCUGCAGCAUCUGAGGAAAGCUGCAAACAGCGCGGGUGCCUUUGGGAGCACACAACUAUUCCUGGAGUGCCUACCUGCUUCUACGACACCAUUCCCCAGUACGCUGCCAGUAACAUUCAGUACCAGCCCACAGGUAUCACCAUGGACCUGACCCUCCUGGCAGACUCAGCAUCUGCCCGGGCAGCAGCAGCUCCAAGCAUUGUUUCUGAUCCUCUUUCUGGAAAGAUCAGCUCUCUUAAACUGCAUGUGACCUACCAUACAGAAAACAUGCUGCAGGUCAAGAUUUAUAGUUCCUCUAACAAGAGAUAUGAGGUUCCAAUACCUCUCAACAUCCCUUCUUCGGCGCUUGGAUCCUCUGAGAACUGCCUGUAUGAUGUCACAGUUAAAACCAACCCAUUUGGACUUGAAAUUAGACGGAAAAACUCCGGUACUGUGAUUUGGGAUUCCCAACUCCCUGGCUUCACCUUCAGUGAGAUGUUUCUUUCCAUUUCAACUCGCCUUCCAUCUCAGUACAUCUAUGGCUUCGGGGAAACAGAGCAUGAAUCUUUCAGAAGAAACAUGAGCUGGAACAUGUGGGGAAUGUUUGCUCGGGAUGAACCCCCAGCGUACAAGAAGAAUUCCUAUGGUGUUCACCCUUACUAUAUGGCAUUGGAAGAUGAUGGCAAUGCCCAUGGAGUGCUCCUGUUGAACAGCAAUGCCAUGGAUGUGACAUUGCAGCCUACCCCGGCCCUGACAUACCGAACCAUAGGAGGGAUUCUGGACUUCUAUAUGGUUCUGGGGCCAACACCUGAGCUUGUAACUCAGCAAUACACACAGUUGAUUGGUCGACCCGCCAUGACUCCAUACUGGGCUUUAGGUUUCCAGCUGAGUCGCUACGGAUACCAGAGUGAUGAUGAAAUUGCCAAUUUGUAUGAUGCAAUGGUGGCAGCCCAGAUUCCCUAUGAUGUCCAGCAUGUAGACAUUGAUUACAUGGACCGGAAGUUGGACUUCACCCUCAGCCCCAGCUUUCAGAAUCUCAGUGUCCUGAUUAAUCAAAUGAAGACAAAUGGCAUGAGGUUUAUUCUCAUUCUGGACCCGGCCAUUUCUGGCAACGAGACACAAUAUCUACCAUUUACUCGAGGACAAGAAAACAAUGUGUUCAUCAAAUGGCCUGACUCCAACGACAUUGUCUGGGGCAAGGUUUGGCCAGAUUUGCCCAAUGUAAAUGUGGAUGGAUCCCUUGACCAAGAGUCUCAAGUUAAGCUAUACAGGGCCUAUGUUGCCUUUCCUGACUUCCUGCGCAACAGCACGGCUGCAUGGUGGAAGAAAGAGAUAGGGGAGAUCUAUUCAAAUCCCCGGGAGCCAAAGAAGAGCUUGAAGUUUGAUGGGCUGCGGAUUGACAUGAAUGAGCCUUCAAACUUUGUGGAUGGAUCUGUCAAGGGCUGCCGCAACGAAAUUCUCAACAAGCCUCCCUACAUGCCAUAUUUGGAAGCCAGGGACAGGGGCCUGAGCAGCAAGACUCUGUGCAUGGAGAGUGAGCAGAUCCUUCCAGAUGGCUCCCGGGUGCGGCACUAUGAUGUGCACAGCCUGUAUGGGUGGUCCCAGACCAGACCCACCUAUGAAGCUGUUCAGGAGGUGACAGGAGAGAGAGGGAUUGUCAUCACACGCUCCACAUUCCCCUCUUCUGGACACUGGGCAGGACACUGGCUGGGAGACAACACAGCUGCCUGGGACCAGCUGGGGAAAUCCAUCAUUGGCAUGAUGGAGUUCAGUCUCUUUGGAAUACCUUAUACAGGAGCUGACAUCUGUGGGUUCUUUGGAGAUGCUGAGUAUGAGAUGUGUAUCCGCUGGAUGCAACUGGGAGCAUUUUAUCCAUUUUCCAGGAACCACAACAAUGCCGGGACUAGGAGACAAGAUCCCGUGGCCUGGAAUUCGACUUUUGAGGAGUACUCAAGGAAAGUGUUGCGGAUCAGAUACUCCCUGCUGCCCUAUUUAUAUACCCUGAUGCAUAAAGCUCACACUGAGGGCAGCACCGUCAUCAGAUCGCUUCUCCAUGAGUUCACAGACGACAAUAUAACAUGGGACAUAGACCAACAGUUCAUGUUGGGCCCGGCUAUCCUGAUCAGCCCCGUUCUGCAGAGUAAUACAUUUAAGAUCCAUGCUUAUUUCCCCAGAGCCCGGUGGUAUGAUCAUAGCACGGGAUCUGGGCAGGAAUCAAUGGGUGAGUGGAGGUUACUGGCAGCCCCUCUGGACCACAUCAACCUUCAUGUCAGAGGAGGCUACAUUCUGCCUUGGCAGGAGCCUGCAAUAAACACCUACUACAGUCGAAAAAAUUUUGUGGGAUUGACUGUAGCUUUGGAUGAUGAAGGGAAGGCAGAAGGACAGUUGUUUUGGGAUGAUGGACAAAGCAUCGAUACAUAUGAGAAGGGAAAUUAUUUCUUAGCUAACUUUAUAGCAACACAGAACACCCUGAAGAUCCAGGUCCUACAUAAUCAGUACCUGAGUGGCUCAAAUCAACUGAAAAUUGGAUACAUUAGACUAUGGGGUUUAAAUUCUUCUUAUGUGGUACAUGUCGCUUUUACCUACAACAACCAGCAAUUCAUUGAGAACAAUUUCACAACUGACCCCUACAAUCAGAAACUAACAAUUCAAUUGACUGAAAAGAACAUGAACCUGGAAGAGCUGACUGAGGUUAUUUGGGUUUAUGGAGACCCUGCACUUCCCACACCAAAUGCAACCAGUGUGCUUCCCACAAGCCCUCAGCCAACUUCAUCUAGCACUGAAAUUGUAACCAGUUCUGCUCUCAUAACUACACCUGAUAUAACAAGUACUUUCACAACUACACUUCCUGACAUAACUACACCUUUCCCUACAAGUCCUUCUACCACUAACACUAGUGAUGUAACUCCAUUCAUAACCACAACGCCUGAACCAACUACUGUUGACAAUACAACAGGUACUAUAUUUCCUGACAAAACUACACCUUUCCCUGAAAGUCCUCCUACUGCUAACACUAGUGACGUGAUUCCUUUUACAACCAUAACUCCUGAAGCAACUACUGUCAACAGUACAACAGGUACCACAUUUCCUGACAUAACCACACCUUUCCCUACAAGUCCUCCUACUACUAACACUAGUGAUGUGAUAACUUUUACAACCAUAACUCCUGAAGCAACUACUGUCAACAGUACAACAGGUACCACAUUUCCUGACAUAACCACACCUUUCCCUACAAGUCCUUCUACUACUAACUCUAGUGAUGUGAUUCCUUUUACAACCGUAACGCCUGAACCAACUACUGUUGACAAUACAACAGGUACUAUAUUUCCUGACAUAACUACACCUUUCCCUACAAGUCCUCCUACUGCUAACACUAGUGAUGUGAUUCCUUUGACAACCAUAACUCCUGAAGCAACUACUGUCAACAGUACAACAGGUACCACAUUUCCUGACAUAACCACACCUUUCCCUACACAUCCUCCUACUACUAACACUAGUGAUGUGAUUCCUUUUACAACCACAACUCCUGAAGCAACUGCUGUUGACAAUACAAGUAGUUUAUUUCCUAACAUAACUACACCUUUCUCUACAAAUCCUACUACUACUAACACUAGUGAUGUGAUUUUUUUUACAACUACAGCUCCUCAAACAACUACUGUUGACAGUACAACUAGCUCCACAUUUCUCAACAUAACUACAUCUUUCCCUACAAGUUCUCCUACUGCUAACACUAGUGAUGUGAUUCCUUUUACAACCAUAACUCCUGAAGCAACUACUGUCAACAGUACAACAGGUACCACAUUUCCUGACAUAACCACACCUUUCCCUUCAAGUCCUCCUACUACUAACACUAGUGAUGUGAUAACUUUUACAACCAUAACUUCUGAAGCAACUACUGUCAACAGUACAACAGGUACCACAUUUCCUGACAUAACCACACCUUUCCCUUCAAGUCCUCCUACUACUAACACUAGUGAUGUGAUAACUUUUACAACCAUAACUUCUGAAGCAACUACUGUCAACAGUACAACAGGUACCACAUUUCCUGACAUAACCACACCUUUCCCUUCAAGUCCUCCUACUACUAACACUAGUGAUGUGAUAACUUUUACAACCAUAACUUCUGAAGCAACUACUGUCAACAGUACAACAGGUACCACAUUUCCUGACAUAACCACACCUUUCCCUUCAAGUCCUCCUACUACUAACACUAGUGAUGUGAUAACUUUUACAACCAUAACUUCUGAAGCAACUACUGUCAACAGUACAACAGGUACCACAUUUCCUGACAUAACCACACCUUUCCCUUCAAGUCCUCCUACUACUAACACUAGUGAUGUGAUAACUUUUACAACCAUAACUUCUGAAGCAACUACUGUCAACAGUACAACAGGUACCACAUUUCCUGACAUAACCACACCUUUCCCUACAAGUCCUUCUACUACUAACUCUAGUGAUGUGAUUCCUUUUACAACCGUAACGCCUAAACCAACUACUGUUGACAAUACAACAGGUACUAUAUUUCCUGACAUAACUACACCUUUCCCUGCAAGUCCUCCUAUUACUAACUCUAGUGAUAUGAUUCCUUUCACAACCACAACUCCUGAAGCAACUACUGGUGACAAUACAACUGGCCCCACAUUUCCUGAUAUAACUACAAAUUUCCCUACCAGUCUUCAUACUGAUGUCACUAGUGAUAUCAUUCAUUUCACAACCACAGCUACUGAAACAAGUACUGUUGACAAUGCAACUAGUACUACACUUCCUCCAAUAACUGGAACUACACCUUUCCCUCAGAGUCCUCCUGUUGUUAGCACUAGUUCUGUGAUUCCUGUCACAAUGACAGGUACUGAAACAGGCACUGUAGGGGCUACAAACUCCACCGUAGUGCCAUGA
This is a messenger RNA of Cricetulus griseus (Chinese hamster), 7644 nucleotides long. The record is from RefSeq and is a predicted model, not a curated record. NCBI's taxonomy places the organism in Eukaryota, Metazoa, Chordata, Mammalia, Rodentia, Cricetidae.